CGUUAACUUAGAAAUUUUGCAAUUAAUAUGAUUUAGUCGGAUUUGUGAAUUUUAGAUAAAUUGCUUAAACCGAUUAUUUUGUCAAAAAUUAAUUGAAUUUGAAUCGGUUUGGAUUUCGCUCGCACAAGAUUAUUGUGGACCAAACCACAAAAACAUAUUUUGCAAAAAUCUUUUUAUUUCACCAAUAAAAACCGACCAACCAACCAAGCCAGCUCGACAAAUAUGUCUGGCCAUCAAUUACAAGAAAUGACCUGUGCCCUUACCGACGAUGUCGUCGGACCCAUGAAAACAGAUGAACCAGCGCUCAUAUAUAAUAAAUCGAUUAAUCCUCACCGCAUUGUUGUAACAGCGAAUGGUAUAAAAAUAAAAUCAAACUUAAAUCCGAAUGCUAAGGAAUUCUAUCCGUCAUAUAUAAAACGAGAGCGUUUGAAGUCCGAUGAAGAGUUAUAUAAUGCAAUAAAAGAAGAAUUGGAGGGAGGAAAGGAUGAUAACAAAUUCGAAGAUAACAAUACUUCAGAGAAAGAUGUAGAAAUUAUAAUAAAGGAAUAUAAAGAAAUAUCUGCGCCAAAAAUGGGUAAAGCCAGAGUCGAAAACAUUGUACUUGAAACUUUGGAUGAAAAUUCUUGUAAUGCCGAGACCAUAGAAAGCUCUCUUGGGUUUUCACAAGUUGUCGAAAUAAUAGUCGCCGACGAAAUCAAAAGUGAUUUACCGGUAGCAGACAAAAAAAUAAAAGAUUCUAAAGGUGGCAGUAUUAAGCAAAGUGAAAGGAAAGAAGAAAAAAACUGUAAGAGUGAAGUUAGUGUAAAGGAAAAACUUCAUUUGUCGAGGAGCAGCGCCGCCACCAAAUCCAAAUUAAGAAGUUUGAAAGAUUCUAAGGAAGUUAAUUUUCCCUCCGCCAAAGCAAGCGAAGCCCAAAAUAAUAUCAAAGAAGUCACUUUAAUGAAGUGUCCAAAUAUGGAGUUACCUAGAUUUGAAGUGAACAAUGUGCCAGAAAAUAAUGAGAAGAAGUCUUCCUUUACAGCAGUAGAAGAUGGAUCAGAUCGCUCUACACCAAACAGUAUAGAUGUAGAGAGUGACGUGGCACAAUCUUUGCUAAAAGAGAGGGUAGAAGACGUAGGCGAUCACAGUCAUAAAAACGAAAGCGACACCAAUUUACAGAUUCAAAUUAAUCACUUGAGCAAAAGCCAAACAAAUAUUAAGCCCACUAUAACUAAGGAAAUUUUAGAUGGCGUGGCCCCACCAGCCAGUCCAACCGCCGACGUUUAUAGUCGCAAUGCUAAUUUAUUGGCAGACAAGCGCAAAAAUCUCAUUGUUGAUAAUUUAAAAAAACCAAAAGCCACUAAACCGAAUGCAAUAGGAACGGCAGCAAUAAAAUCGACCGGUAUUGUAGGUCUGAAGAAAGCUUCAAUCCCGGAAAGACCUAAUACCUCUAAAGAAAGCACACUGGGCGCAAUAAAUAAAGAUCGAAACCGUACAAUGGCACAAACUAAAACUAAAACUACCUCAGCAGAUACGAAGUCAGCAGUUGCGCCAGCCGCCGCAAAUAACGCCCCUGUUAGAAAUUCUUUGAAAAGUCGUCCCAGUGUUAACACCAAAUCGAAUGCAGAAUGUGUAAAAAAGGAGGGUUCCAUUACUAGCACAAAAAUAUCACCCACAACAAUUUCGAAAGACAGAAGCGGAGCGCUAACAUCCAGAGCCCCUUCACAGAGCUCCGCUCCUGGCAAAACAAUAAAUAGUUCUUUGGCUAAGAACCCGGAAAAGACGUCUAUUGCUGCUUCAACGCCCUCAUCAUUCAAAUCGAAGGAUUCUAGUCUAAAAUCAGCACGCAGUGCCGUGCCAUCAACGCUCCGUAAAACGGACACUUCAAAAGUAAAUUAACUUAAACUCAUUUUAAUCUUUGUCUUCUGUGGAUUUCGCAAAAUUUUUAAAUUUCCGGCAUUGUUGAAUAGAUUUCAAAAUUUUCUUUUUUUUGUUUUUUUUUUUUUCUUGAAUUUUCGCGUAGAGUUGAACAUAACGAAAUCCCAUUUUGAAUAUAUUAGUGAUUUUUGGAAAUUAUUGUUAAAGAAAAUGUUAAGCAUCUUUGUUCGCGUACAAAAAUUUUCGUUAUUAUUGCUUAACAUUAUAAAUUUAAGUCGUUGUCGUGACGAAUAACUUUUAUUUUGAUGUUAAAAAAAUGUU
Glossina fuscipes is the source of this 2178-nucleotide messenger RNA. RefSeq lists its product as uncharacterized. The transcript has 3 exons. Lineage: Eukaryota; Metazoa; Arthropoda; Insecta; Diptera; Glossinidae. The record is from RefSeq and is a predicted model, not a curated record. Bases 223 to 1878 code for a protein of 551 amino acids.